AUGGCGGGUGACCUGGGCAAAGACGAUGCGAACGAGCAGAUCAACUCCUCAUCUAGUGAGUUGGAAGUCGAUGCUCCGCAGCUUCCUUCACGCUUCGCCGAUGAAAGCUUUAAGCUGUUCUCGAAAGUUAAGGUCUCUGAUCCCACUCAGGAAGAGGCACAAGAGAUCAAGAAGAAGUUGGUCCGUCGGAUCUUGCCAUUCCUAUGCGUAGGCUAUCACUUAAUGUAUGUGGACAAACAGACGUUAGGGAGCUCGGCAAUUCUGGGUAUUCUGAAAGACAAUCACCUCAAUGCGAAUCAAUACAACUGGCUAUCAAGUAUUUUCUACUUUGGUUACCUGUUGGCGGAAUACCCUCAAAAUUGGGCUCUUCAAAGAUUUCCCGUCGGGAAGUGGUUGGCCGCGAAUUUGAUUCUCUGGGGUGGGAUAGUUUUGUUGCACAUUCCCUGCCAGAAUUUCGCAGGCCUUUUCGUGGUCCGUUUCUUUCUUGGAACAGCGGAAGCAUGCAUUGUCCCGGCCUUUCUGAUAACACUGUCUAUGUUCUUCACGUACCAUGAGACAUCCUAUCUCAUGCCUAUUAUGUGGGCAUGCGGGAAUUCUAGUCCAAUUACAUCUGGAUUAUUGUCAUAUGGCGUCUUAUGGAUCAAGACAGGUGAUUUUGCUCCGUGGAAAUGGUUCAUGGUGAUCACCGGCACCAUCACCAUAAUCUAUGGAUUAACAGUCUGGUUUCUUUUUCCAGAUAGCCCGCUACAUGCAAGUUUCCUCACACCUGAGGAGCGCGCCAAAGCCAUCCUUCGAAUCAAAGAAAAUCAUUCCGGGAUUGAAAAUAAGCGCUUCAAAAGACAUCAGUUCAACGAAGCUCUCCGUGACCCGAAAACCUGGCUCUUCUUUCUACAUGCCUGGUCUCAAGAAAUGGCCAACGGUAUCACGAACCAAUACUCGCUGAUUAUCAAAUCUUUUGGCUUCACAACCCUGCAAACUACCUUACUGGGCUGCGUAACGGGCCUAGUAUCUCUCUGUUCCCUCAGCUUGGCCGCAUACUUUCUCUUCAAGACUCGCAAUUGUCGCGCUUGGAUUUCCGUCGUCGCGUAUAUCCCUGCCGCUAUUUCCAGUAUUCUGCUGCUGAGCUUACCGUGGUCAAAUCGUUGGGGACUCGUCACGGGAAUUUGGAUCCGUUCGACAGCAGGCAUUCCCUACGCGGUUGUCAUGAUCUGGGCGGCGAAUAACUCGGCAGGUCAUACAAAGAAGACGACCGUCAUUGCGUUAUAUCAUGUUGGUUAUGGACUGGGAAAUAUUUUGAGUCCUCAGCUUUUCCGCCCGAAUUGGGCGCCGAGGUAUUAUCCGACAUGGGCGAUUAUCUUGGUGCUCGCAUGUAUCCUUCCCUCUGGCAUCAUACUUUACCUGCGUUACUACCUGGUUCGGGAGAACCGACAUCGUGACGACCUGGCCGCCAGUGAUGCCGCUCGAAUUUUGCAUAAAGGUGUCGUUGAGGAUGUUGAUGCGGAUGGGACACGCACUCAUACUGUUGUUGAUAACAACCAGUUGGAUCUAACGGAUCGAGAGAAUCUGGAAUUCAGAUAUGUUUUGUGA
Molecule: messenger RNA, 1587 nt
Organism: Exophiala bonariae
Lineage: Eukaryota; Fungi; Ascomycota; Eurotiomycetes; Chaetothyriales; Herpotrichiellaceae
Exons: 5
Coding region: 1-1587 (528 amino acids)
Biological process (GO): transmembrane transport
Cellular component (GO): membrane
Molecular function (GO): transmembrane transporter activity
Source: RefSeq, a predicted model, not a curated record